This is a messenger RNA of Funneliformis geosporum, 198 nucleotides long. The record is from the annotation of a GenBank genome assembly. Lineage: Eukaryota; Fungi; Glomeromycota; Glomeromycetes; Glomerales; Glomeraceae.
AUGGAUGAUUUACGCACAAAUAUUACUUACCGAAUGAGACAUCUUAAUAUCAAUGAAUUGGAAACUCACGAGCGGAUAGGUUACAGUCCUAUGGGAUAUUUAACUGCACAAUAUAUAUGGAUUUGCAUCAUAGGACAGCAAACUACGGAUUUGCUACUUCGAGAUUGGCUAUUCUGUGAUUAUAAUGAACAUAGAUAA